This is a messenger RNA of Phycodurus eques (leafy seadragon), 876 nucleotides long. Its product is annotated as gamma-synuclein-like. Gene Ontology annotation, molecular function: cuprous ion binding. The record is from RefSeq and is a predicted model, not a curated record. The coding region runs from base 161 to 508 and encodes 115 amino acids. The transcript is spliced from 5 exons. Gene Ontology annotation, biological process: synaptic vesicle endocytosis; synapse organization; chemical synaptic transmission. Lineage: Eukaryota; Metazoa; Chordata; Actinopteri; Syngnathiformes; Syngnathidae. Gene Ontology annotation, cellular component: axon terminus; cytoplasm; neuronal cell body.
UUCCUCUGCAGCACAAUUCUCUCUCGCCCUCCCUCCUCAUGUUGGCAUCGCCUCGCUCUCCCUCACCUCCUCCCCUCUUCCUCCCCCCCUCCUCCUCCAUUAGCAGGACGAGCAGGCGAGGACGGGACAGCCGAGGCAGCACAAGAAGCAACGAAGCGUCAUGGAUGUCCUGAAGAAGGGGUUCUCCAUCGCCAAGGACGGCGUCGUGGCCGCCGCAGAGAAGACCAAAGCUGGCGUGGAGGAGGCCGCCGCCAAGACCAAGGAGGGGGUCAUGUAUGUCGGAAACAAGACGAUGGAGGGCGUGGUGACCGGCGUCAACACAGUGUCCCAGAAGACGAGCGAGCAGGCCAACAUCGUGGCCGACGCCACCGUUUCCGGGGCCAACGAGGUUGCCCAGGCAACGGUGGACAGCGUGGAGAGCGCCGCCUUAUCCACUGGAUUCGUCACUGUGACUGACGCUCCAAAAUCCCAAGAUGGUGGAGAACGCACCGAACAAGCUGCUCAGUAGCGUCACGUUCGCCAGUCAGCAGUCACUUCCUGUUUCUGCCCGUCCAAUGAGGAGAAAGAAGACCAAGCCCCGCCUUUCCCCUUGUGUUGUCAUGGCUACACUUGCUCAGCAUUCCCGCCCUCGCGCCACGCAGCUCUCGGCCGAUUGGUCGGUGUGUCGUGUGACGUCGCUCAGGCGCAACUCUGCUGCCUCAAGCGUCCAAUCGCAGGGCUGCAAGUCAGAAACGCAGCCGAUGCCCUUUACCGUGCAUGUCGCUUCAUUCGUCACUAAACACUCUUAACACACUUACCUGCAGUCUCCGUCUCUGAUAUUAACUGAGCUUCACUGCUACUUUUAUAAAACGAUAGAAAGGAAAUAAAGAUACCUCA